UCAAGCUAGGCCAUGACCAUGAGCUUCAAGGUGGCGAAAGCUUCCGAAUACCUCGUCAUCACCGGGGCGCGGAUUCCCGACAUCAGGCUAGCCAGGAAGGCGUGGGUGUGGCCUGGCCAGCGCUGCACCCGUAUCAGCAUCUCGCCCGUCAAUUACUCGGUCCAGGUCCAUGCAAUGAGCUCCGACAAGCUUGCAUUCCUCCUAUCCGCCGUGUUCACGAUCGGGCCCCGUAACGACAUGGCCUCCCUCCUCAAGUACAUCAAGCUCAUGCCAUCAUCGUCUUCCACAAAGAUAUUCAAGGCCCACAUUGCUGAGCUCGUCAACGGCAUCAUACAAGGUGAGGCCCGCGUGCUAGCGGCAUCGAUGACCAUCGAGGAGAUAGUCAAGGGUACCAAACAGUUCAAACACGAGGUGUUUGAUAAAAUCCAAUCAGAACUCAACCAUUUCGGGCUAUUCGUGUACAAUGCCAAUGUCAAGGAGCUCGUCGACACCAACGGGAGAGCCUACUUCUACAAUCUAACACAAAAAAUCCAGGGCGAGGCCGCCUGCAAAGCGAGACUUGAUGCCAAUGAGGUGGACACAAUGGGCAAAAUGGAAAUGAAAUGUAGAGAAGCGAAGGUCAUUCAAAACGCAGCCCGGUGUGAUACAGAGACGUCGAUCUUCGUGGCCCAUCGGGUUGCCGAGGGGAAGAAGGAGGAGAAGAGGGUGAAGACGGAGGCAAAGGUGUUCGAGAACAGGCUCGAAGGAGAUCUUGCCGACUCGGUGGCCGAUCUCGACGGCCGCAAGGCUGUCGCGAUUGGGCGGGCCAAGAAGGCCCAGAUGGAGACCCAGAAGGCCAACGCAAUCCGUGAGGCUAAGCUGCAGCUCGAGCUCGAGAAGAAGGCGGCACUCGUCAGUAUGGAGAAGCUCCGAGCCGAUCUACUGAACAAGGCAACAGUCGAAUUCGAGGCGAAGAUUCAAGAAACGAAUUCCAAGUUCUUCCAACAACAGAAGUACACCGACGCACUCUUCUACGCAGAGCAGAAGGAUGCUGAGGUGAAGAAAAUACUCGCUGAUGUGGAAUUCCAUGUCAAGCAGCGGGCGGCCGAUGCCAACCUGUACGCCAAGAAGCGUGAAGCUGAGGCAUUGAUCAUAAUGUCCGACGCACAUUCAUAUCAUGUACGAUCGAUGUUGAACGCGCUGGGCGGGAAUUACAGCUCGUUGCGGGAUUAUAUGAUGAUAAACAAUGGCAUGUACAAGGAGAUUGCGAAGAUCAAUGCCGAGUCGAUGAAGGGACUCAAGCCAAAGAUCUACAUCUUAGGGGACGGUAAAUCAGAGAUUUGUGGUGGUGGGCCAGGGCCUGUGGGCCCAGCUGGUUAUGCCCACAAGGCGUCGAGCAUUUACAAAAUGCCGCCGCCGCUGAUGGAAUAUGUCCAAGACCAGACGGCGAUGACGCUGCCAAUGUCGGCCCGACAUCCGGCGGCUGCAGGAAGCAAUGGUGAAGCUGAGCAGGAUGUGAAGUGUCCUGUGGGCCCUUGA
This is a messenger RNA of Magnolia sinica, 1518 nucleotides long. Its product is annotated as flotillin-like protein 6. The record is from RefSeq and is a predicted model, not a curated record. The transcript has a single exon. The coding region runs from base 13 to 1518 and encodes 501 amino acids. NCBI's taxonomy places the organism in Eukaryota, Viridiplantae, Streptophyta, Magnoliopsida, Magnoliales, Magnoliaceae. Gene Ontology annotation, cellular component: plasma membrane; plasma membrane raft. Gene Ontology annotation, biological process: protein localization to plasma membrane.